ACAUUAUACGUGUUUCAUGUUUCCUUCCUUACUUUUACAACUGACCUACUUUCGUGACUAAUAUAAUCCCAACCAUUUCCCAUUCAAACUACUUGGUUUCUUGGUUCGUAUUUUCUCAAUCAAAUCUGAAGCCAUGGAUACUUCAAAGGGUAGUGAAAGAAUAAACGAUGAAGGGGAUGUGGAGAUUAAGGUAGAAACUGUGGACCACCGGUCGCCGGCGGGCGAAAAGAGUGAACCCAAGGAUGAGAAGGUGGAGAUAACUCAUGUAUUUCCGUCAGAUGACAAGCCCGGAACUCAUAAAGUUGUCGGUGAAGCUGUUGGCAAGGUGGUCGAAAAUGUCCAGUCGGCAAAGGAAGCAAUGUCUAAGACCCAAAAAACUGAGUAAUAUACGAGAAAAAUUUCACACUCAGCCAUGAAAAUCUCAAAUUUUUAUGGUUAAAGUGAAAUUUCCAUGUACAGAAGUUUUCAUCCUGAGAAAUUGUCCUUUUGGUAUUAUUAUAUAAUUUUUGUCUUUUGUUUUUGUUUGUGUGAACUUUGAUACCAUCUUGUGGUUUUAGCUAAUCUAGAUUGAUGAUGUUCAUCAUCUUUUAAUAAAUAUUUAAAACCUGUACUGUUUAUUUGUUUUACAAAUUGCAGAGUAUUUUGUUUUU
Molecule: messenger RNA, 650 nt
Organism: Olea europaea var. sylvestris
Lineage: Eukaryota; Viridiplantae; Streptophyta; Magnoliopsida; Lamiales; Oleaceae
Exons: 2
Coding region: 134-385 (83 amino acids)
Source: RefSeq, a predicted model, not a curated record